This is a messenger RNA of Episyrphus balteatus (marmalade hoverfly), 6231 nucleotides long. RefSeq names its product titin-like. The record is from RefSeq and is a predicted model, not a curated record. Gene Ontology annotation, molecular function: protein binding. Lineage: Eukaryota; Metazoa; Arthropoda; Insecta; Diptera; Syrphidae. The transcript has 2 exons. The coding region runs from base 1 to 6216 and encodes 2071 amino acids.
AUGCCAUUGACCCAACUAGACCUAACGGAUAUUUCGAAUUGUUUUCAUGAUUGUGACCAAAAGUGUAACGAGGAAUAUGCUCCAAUUUGUGCUACAAAUGAUGAAGAUGAGCAGGAAACAUUCGACAAUAGAUGUCAAUUUGAUUUAGAGAACUGUAGAUACGGCAACAUUUGGAAGGUUCUGCACGAUGGAAAAUGUCCAACAGAACGUCAACUUAAUCCUAAAGCUAAUGUAUACUCGGUUUCAAACCAAUAUAAUUCUGACGAAUUUAAACAAUCCCAACCUCCUACCAAUUCCAUUUUUGAAAACAUUCCACAAACUCAUAUCAGAAAACCUCGGCAUCUUCUUGGCAAGCUUCAUGAUCAUAUGAAAAAAGACGAACAUGAUCACCAUACUCAUAAACACGAUCAUCCAAAUUCACAAGAACACCAAACGUCAAAUUCACAAGCAAAUGUUUAUAUACACCUAGAUCAACACAUUGAUUCAAAACCUAACUCUCAUGAACAAUCUGGUCAAAAACCACAACCUACUCCGAAGCCUAAUGAGUAUCCACCCUCACACCCUAAGCCCAAUGUUGAACAAAAUAAUGACCCACAUCCAAAUUCUGAUGAACACCCUGAUCCAAAGCCACAUGCUCAUCCCCAUCCGCAACCCCACUUACAGCCACCAGUACAGCCACCUCAUCAACAACCUCAGCCAAUGCCCCAUCCACAUCCAAAUCCACAGCCAACUCCACAACCUCAACCCCAACCUCAUCCUCAAACUCAUCCAAAACCCCAACCUCUUCCACAACCUUAUCCUCAUCCAGAGCCGAAUCCACCAUAUCCUCAACCUCAACCAAAGCCCCAUCCACACCCAAAUCCACAGCCAAUCCCUAAUCCAAUUCCAGGCGUUGAGCCUUUUCCUAUCCCUAACCCAAUAGAUUAUCCAGUUCCACAACCACCAAGUCAGCCACUUCCACAUCCUAAUCCACAUCCACAACCUCAUCCACAACCUCAACCACAACCUCUUCCACAACCUCAUCCAAAUCCACAACCUCAUCCACAACUUCAACCACAGCCUAAUCCACAACCUCAUCCAAAUCCAAAACUUCAUCCACAACCUCAUUCACAACCUCAUCCACAACCUCAUCCACAACCUCAUCCACAACCUCAUCCUAAGCCACAUUCACAACCUCAUCCACAACAGUCUAAUCCACAACCUCAUCCACAACCUCAACUACAGCCUCAUCCUAAACCUCAACCACAGCCUCACCCACAUCCACAACCUCAUCCACAACAACCUCUUCCACAACAACCUAAUCCACAACCUAAUCCACAACCUCAUCCACAACCUUAUCCACAGCCUCAUCCACAUCCAGAGCCGAAUCCACACUAUCAUCAACCUCAACCAAAGCCCCAUCCACAACCAAAUCCACAACCAAUCCCUAAUCUAAAUCCAGGCGUUGAGCCUUUGCCUAUCCCUAACCCAAUAGAUUAUCCGGUUCCACAACCACCAGUUCAGCCACUUCCACAUCCACAAACUCAUCCACAACAACCUCAUCCACAACCUCAUCCACAACAAUCUCAUCCACAACCUCAACCACAACCUCUUCCACAUCCUCAUCCACAACCUCAUCCACAACCUAAUCCACAACCUAAUCCACAACCUCAUCCACAUCCUUAUCCACAAACUCAUCCACAUCCAGAGCCGAAUCCAUACUAUCAUCAACCUCAACCAAAGCCCCAUCCACAACCAAAUCCACAACCAAUCCCUAAUCUAAAUCCAGGCGUUGAGCCUUUGCCUAUCCCUAACCCAAUAGAAUAUCCGGUUCCACAACCACCAACUCAGCCACUUCCACAUCCUAAGCCACAUCCACAACCUCAUCCACAACAGCCUAAUCCACAACCUCAUCCACAACCUCAACUACAGCCUCAUCCUAAACCUCAACCACAGCCUCACCCACAUCCACAACCUCAUCCACAACAACCUCUUCCACAACAACCUAAUCCACAACCUAAUCCACAACCUCAUCCACAACCUUAUCCACAGCCUGAUCCACAUCCUCAACCACAGCCUCAUCCACAAUCUCAUCCAAAUCCUCAACCUCAUCCACAACCUCAUCCACAACAACCUCAUCCAAAACCUCUUCCACAACCUAAUCCACUGCCUCUUCCACAACCUCAUCCACAACAGCCUAAUCCACAACCUCAUCCACAACCUCAACUACAGCCUCAUCCUAAACCUCAACCACAGCCUCACCCACAUCCACAACAAACUCUUCCACAACAACCUAAUCCGCAGCCUAAUCCACAACCUCAUCCACAACCUUAUCCACAGCCUCAUCCACAUCCAGAGCGAAAUCCACACUAUCAUCAAACUCAACCAAAGUCCCAUCCACAACCAAAUCCACAACCAAUCCCUAAUCUAAAUCCAGGCGUUGAGCCUUUGCCUAUCCCUAACCCAAUAGAUUAUCCGGUUCCACAACCACCAGUUCAGCCACUUCCACAUCCACAACCUCAUCCACAACCUCAUCCACAACAACCUCAUCCACAACAAUCUCAUAAACAACCUCAACCACAACCUCUUCCACAUCCUCAUCCUCAUCCACAACCUCAUCCACAACCUCAUCCACAUCCUCAUCCACAACAACCUCAUCCACAAGCUCAUCCACACCCUCAUCCACAACCUCAUCCACAACAACCUCAUCCACAACAACCUCAUCCACAAGCUCAUCCACAACAACCUCAUCCACAACCUCAUCCUCAACAACCUCAUCCACAACAACCUCAUCCAAAACCUCUUCCACAACCUAAUCCACUGCCUCUUCCACAACCUCAUCCACAACAGACUCAUCCACAACCUCAUCCACAACCUCAACCACAGCCUCAUCCUAAACCUCAACCACAGCCUCACCCACAUCCACAACCUAAUCCAAAACAGCCUCUUCCACAACAACCUAAUCCACAACCUAAUCCACAACCUCAUCCACAACCUUAUCCACAGCCUUAUCCACAUCCAGAGCCGAAUCCACACUAUCAUCAACCUCAACCAAAGCCCCAUCCACAACCAAAUCCACAACCAAAUCCACAACCAAUCCCUAAUCUAAAUCCAGGCGUUGAGCCUUUGCCUAUCCCUAACCCAAUAAAUUCUCCAGUUCCACAAUCACCAGUUCAGCCACUUCCACAUCCACAACCUCAUCCACAACAACCUCAUCCACAACCUCAUCCACAACCUCAUCCACAACCUCAUCCACAACAAUCUUAUCCACAACCUCAUCCACAUCCAGAGCCGAGUUCACCAUACUAUCAACCGCACCCAAAGCCCCAGCUAUAUCCAAAUUCAAAGCCAAUUCCAUCACUUUCAAAACCUCACCAAAAACCUCAGCCUUACCAACAAUCAUAUCCUCAUAGCAAGCCUCAUCCAAAAGCCAAUCCAAUACCACAAAUACAAUCUCUAGCAGUUCCACAGCCAAAUGAAUACCCAGUUUCAUAUCCACAAAUGAACCCUCUACCACUUCCUCAGCCUAAUGAGUACCCUGUUUCAUACCCACAAGCCCGACCAAGUCCACUUCCACGUCCUCACCAGCAUCCUUACUCUCAUGUUCAGCCACAUCUACAUCCUCAACAACAGCCCAAUGCAAACCCACAAGUAAAGCCAUUGCCAGUUACUCAGCCGAUUGAAUACCCAGUUUCAUAUCCACAUAUUCAACCUAUUCCACAUCCUCAACAAAGACCACAGUCAUAUCCACACUCAUCAUAUCCUCAUGGCAAGCCUCAUUCACAUCCUCAUCAACAGUUCAAUCUAAGACCACAAGUAAAACCACUGCCAAUUCCUCAGCCAAUUGGGUACCCGGUUUCUUAUCCACCAAUUCAACAUCAUUCACAUACUCACCAAAAGCCACAGCCACAUCCACACGCGUAUCCUCAAAGCAAGCCCCAACCACAAGAGAAUCCAAGACCACAAUUACAACCUCUGCCAGUUCAGCAGCCAAAUCAAUACCCAGUUUCAUAUCCACAAGUUAAUCCUUUGCUAAGUCCUCAUUCAAAUGGAUACCCUGUUUCAUAUCCACAAAGUCAGCCUCGUCCAUUUCCACAUCCUCAGCCGCAUCCACACUCUCAUGUUCAGCCACAUCUAAAUUCUCAACUACAACCCAACGCAAAACCACAAGUGAAACCAGUGCCACUUCCUCAGCCGAUUGGGUACACGGUUUCUUAUCCAGCAAUUCCACAUCAUCCACAUUCUCACCAAAGGCCACACACGCAUCCACAAAGCAAACCUCGUCCACAGGUUAAUCCAAGGCCACAAUUACAACCUCUUCCAGUUUCGCAGCCAAAUCAAUACCCGGUGUCAUAUCCACAAGUCAAUCCGUUGCUAAUUCCUCACUCAAAUGGAUACCCAAUUUCAUUUCCACAAAAUCAGCCUCGCCCACGUCCUCAACCUCAUCCAUACUCCCAUGUUCAGCCACAUCUUCAUCCUCAACAACAGUCCAAAGGAAACCAAGGAGUAAAACCAGUGCCUAUUUCUCAGCCUAUUGGGUACCCACUUUCAUAUCCACAAGUUCAACAUAAUCCACAUGCUCACCAAAAACCACAGUCACGUCCACAAUCAAAUCCUCAAAGCAUACCUCGUGCACAGAGUAAUUCAAGACCACAAUUGCAACCUCGGCCAGCUCCGCAGCCAAAUCAAUACCCGGUUUCAUAUCCACAAGUCAACCCGUUGCUAAUCCCUCGUCCAAAUGGAUACCCAAUUUCAUUUCCACAAAAUCAGCCUCGCUCACUUCCUCAACAACCCAAUGUAAACCCACAAGUAAAGCCAUUGCAAAUUCCACAGCCGAUUGAAUACCCGGUUUCUCACCAAAAACCACAGCCACAUCCACACACGUAUCCACAAAGCAAGCCUAAACCACAAGUGAAUCCAAGACCACAAUUACAACCACUGCCAGUUCCACAGCCAAAUGAAAACCCAGUUUCAUUUCCACAAGUUAAGCCUCUGCCAAUUCCUCAGCCGAUUGGAUACCCGCUUUCUUAUCCACAAAAUCCACCUCGCCAAAAUUCUCAACAAAUACCAAAUCCACACACGUUUCCUCAAAGCCAACCUCAUUCACAAAUGAAUCCAAGGCCACAAUUACAACCUCUUCCAGCCCCGCAGCCAAAUCAAUACCCAGUUUCAUACCCACAAGUAAAACCAGUACCAAUUCCUCAGCCGAUUGGGUACCCGGUUUCUUAUCCACAAAUUCAACGUCAUCCACAUCCUCACCAAAAACCCCAGCCACAUCCACACUCAUACCCUCAAAGCAAACCUCAUCCACAGUUCAAUCCAAGACCACAAGCACAACCAAACGAAUACCUAGUUUCUUAUCCACAAAUUCAACCUCGUCCACAUUCUCACCAAAGACCACAUCCACUCACGUAUCCACAUAACAAGCCCCAACCACAAGUGAAUACAAGACCACAACUACAACCUCUGCCAGUUUCGCAGUCAAAUGGAUACCCUGUUUCAUAUCCAGGAAAUCAGGAUCAUCCAAUUCCACGUCCUCAGCAAUAUCCACAUUCUCAGCAACAUCUGAUUAAUCGACAACAGCCCAACCCACAAGUUAAGCCUGUGCCAAUUCCUCAGCCAAAUGAAUACCCGGUUUUAUAUCCACGUGUUCAACCGGUUUCGUAUCCACCCAAGAACCCAUUUGUAGACUAUGUUCCACAAAUAAAGACUCGACCAGGAGCACUGCCGCCUUCUCACCGUAAUCCAGCCAAAUUCCCUCAACCCAGUGAAUAUUCAAUCCCAGAUCUUUCAUAUCCUCAUGUCAUAUAUCAUCCACAUCAUCAUCCACUUCAAGAUCGACCUUCUCUUCCUCACAAUGUUCAUUCAAUUCCAAAAUCACAUAGUCACCCAGUUUCGUACCCAAACUCUCACGAACAUCCCAUGCCGAUUCCAAAUCCCAUUGCACAAUUUUAUCCACAACCAAGGUUACCAAUUUAUCAGCCAAACAUACAUUUGAUUCCACAGCAUGAUCAACCACCACAACAGUUGCCUGGUCAACCAAUAUCAUUAAUUCCACAUCCAAUUAAUCGUAGAUGUCCCACACAUUGUACAUUGGAAUAUGAUCCAGUUUGUGCCACUUUCGAAGGUCUUGAGCAAACAUUUGAUAAUCAAUGCUACAUGAGGGCUGAUAUUUGCGGAUCAAAACGAGGUAAGUCAAAUUUAUUCAAAAGUUCGAAGUUUUUUUCGAACUCGUAAAGUUAUUACACUUUU